GGUGGAGAUGAAGAUACCGAUAAUAGUGAUAUCUAGCCUCUCAGUAAUCAGAGGUUAACUAUUUAAACAUGGUUGAGGACACAGAGUGGACAGCUGAGUGUGGGUGCCUGCUAGUGACACGGACAGCCGCCGCCGAACAGUUUUUGGCUAACCUGGGUAGCGACAGCAACUUGGGGCUUGGCAACUCAACCUCAGUAUACACCACGACACGAAGGAGUGAAGAGUUACGUCCUCGUGUUGCACCUCCUCCAAGUAAGAAUGGCUGACUCGGAGACCUACCAGGGUGACCAAGGCAUGGUGCAGCGGCCUGCCUCCCCUGCACCAGCUGAUCUGUGGUCCACCCUCAAGAAGGCGCUCUUCAUCAUUGGUUCCAGCACCAUCGUCUUUGUGGCCCUGCGUAACAGCUUGACCUAUCACCUGCAGCACUUCUGGGGUGCCUCAGGUGACUUCUGGCAGCACCAAUGGGACAAGAUCCUCCACACCUAUGGAGAUGACCCCUUCACCUUCAUGGUCUAUGGUACCACCAUUGUGUCCUAUGUUGUGUACUGGACAGUGGGCCUCCUGUACACUUUUGUGGACAUGACAGGCUACCCGGCCAUCCUCAAGCGCUAUAAGAUACAGCCCGGCACCAAUGAGCCUGUAGAGACCUGGAAGCUAAUCAAGUGCAUCCUGUGGGUGAACUUCAAUCAAAUCUUCAUAGGCAUCCCCUUCAGCAUGGCAUGUUUCUAUUUGCUGCGGCUGCGUGGCUGGAAUGAGUCGCGGCAGCUGCCCACCUUCCACUGGGUCAUCUUUGAACUCAUCAUAUGCAUCCUGAUGGAGGAGAUUGGCUUCUACUACUCACACAGACUGUUCCACCACCGAAUGCUGUACAAACACUUCCACAAGAUGCAUCAUGAGUGGCAGAGUCCCAUCUCCAUCACAGCCAUCUAUGCCCACCCUCUAGAGCAUGCCCUGUCCAACAUGAUGCCUGUCUUCCUGGGACCACUGCUCAUGGGCUCCCACGUGGCUACCAUCUGGCUGUGGGUGUCCUUAGCUCUACUCAGCACACUCAAUGCCCACAGUGGAUACCAUCUGCCCUUCUUCCCAUCCCCUGAGGCUCAUGAUUUCCACCACCUCAAGUUCAACCAGUGCUACGGAGUCUUGGGGGUUCUGGAUCUCCUUCAUGGCACUGAUGACAAGUUCCGAGCCUCCAAGUGCUUCUCCCGUCACUUGAUGAUGCUGUCACUGGUGCCACCCCGCGAGGCCUACCCUGAUGUCCUGCCUAAGGGGAAAGUGAUCCGUGGCAAGCAGUGUUAUGAUCAGCCCUCUGAAGACUCACAGUAAAGGGAAGUGUCUUGUGGGGGGGUAUUUCGGGAGAAAGUAGUGGUAAUGGAGAUGGUGGUGGUGGUGGAAUGGGGAGAAGAGGAAAGUAGUGGUUAAGAACAGGGAAAGGUUUGGUAGAUAAGAGUUGGAAGAUAAAUUAAAGGAUACUCUGGAGAUGAGAUUUUUAUGAUAAUUUAAGGAAGGGAAUUAUUCAGUGGUCAGGGAUAGAAUUAAGUCAUGAAAUGUGAACAAGAGAAUAAUGCAAUUAGGUUAUAGUUCUGAAAUAUACUCAGAAAUGUGAUUUUUAUUUUAAGAUAUUGGAAAGGUUAUUAAUAACCACAUCAAAUCAAGAAAAUGAAAGGAAAUAUUUUACAGAAUGUAAUAAUGUUGCCUCAAAAUGAUCUUGUGUAAAACAGAUUUCUAGUUAUCAAUUGACAACUUGUUAUAUAACAAAAACCAGGUAGGUGUGAAAGAUUUGCAGUGUCUUUUGUGAGAGUAGCUGUCUGAACAUGUUGUUUUCUAGUGCUUGAAGCCUUAAAGUGAGCUGAUUACAAGGAAUAUGAUCAAGUAAGAAGUAGGAAAGAAGUGCAAUGAGUGUUUCUGUGAAGAUGAUUACAAUAUGCAUAGAUUUGAGGAAUUUUUUUGUUAAAACUUAGUUUUGGAAUGAGUUGGUUAUUAGUACCAGUAAGAGGACUUGUAUUUUUUGCUCUAUAAGGUAAAGUUUUUAUCAGUAAGAAAGCCUUCUCUUUGCUCUGUAAGAUUGAAUUAUUGGCUUAUGCAAAAGUUCAUUCAUGUAACAUCUUCAGCCAAUUUACUGAAAGGUGAAGUUGUACUUUGAAAAUUCAUGAAUUGGGGUAAGCAGCCAUUAUCAGAUUAAUUAGCAGCAACUCUUGCCAUAAAGUUAUGUAUCUUGUGUAUGUAACAAGGAAAAAAAUUAUGCUAUGAUCUGGGAAUGUCUACCAGUCUGUCAGCUGCCACUUGGCAUGUUUGAGUUGGCAUUGUGGUUUAAUCCACACUGCAUAGAGCAAACUUUGUGGCAUUUAUAGAUUCUUCCACCACCACUCCAUGCUUGCAUUUAGAAGCUGUAAGGAGGAACUGUACAAUGAUGAUUAAUUUUUCCUUCAGUUGUAGUUCAAAAUUGUUAAGGAAGGAAAUGAUAAUUUGGUGUGGGGGUCAACAUUUGAUGGAGGUUGAGUAAUUUGUGCUUGCAGUGAUUGGCUUCCAUUACAUGCUGCUGCAAGAGUUCUAGUCCACUUUAUCUAGCCAGAGUCGGCUACUGUCAAGGCACAUGCUCUCAUCAGUCAUACAGGGACUCCAGCACAAUUAACUUGUUGAUCUGGGCUUUACUUUACCUAUAUAUCAAAGUUACUUCCUGCAAAUAUCAAGCACAGGGUGUCCUCCUUAAUAAGUUAACUCUUCAUUUAUUUACUACUUACAUUGUGGUUAAUGAGAUUUCUUUUGAAGUUGUGUUCAAUACACAGUUUCUUUCUGAGAACAUAAUCAACCUAGCUCAACUAUGACAUUCUUGGUCAAGCAACAAACAAAAAUUGUAUAAAUCUUUCAAACACAACCUAAAAAGUAGUCAAUAAGUGAAAAGUUUCUGGAACACCCUGUAAUUUAGUCUUUCAAACAAGAUCAUAAGAAAACUCAGUGGUCUCGUUCUGGCAGGUAUAUUUUAUACUCGAUUAUUCAAUUAAUAUGAAUUAUUAUUAUUCAGGUAGUGAUUUUUUUUUUUCUAAAUGUUUUUACAUUUCAGUUUAUUAUACAAAACAAUAUAUCAAGUGUAGUAAUCUUAUUUUAUGUACAUAUUUUAUUUGGUUGAAUGUAUUUGUUUUUGGUUCAGUUAGUAUCGGCUUGAUAUAAAAGAUGGCCGAUGAUGUGCCUACCAUUCCCUUUUUCUCCUUAACUGUCAUGUAGUGCUGCUGUGAUGUUAUUACCACCAUGCUUCCCAUAAUCUGUUUUCCCCAGGUGUUGGAGAAUGUCUUCCAAGCCUUGACCCCAUUACAGUUCACAGGUCAAAUCAUUGAUGUUUUGUGUGUUUGGAAUUCAAUGUUAAUCAAAUUGUUUUUCAGUCAGAGUUGAUAGAGCACUAGUGGGGUUCAUAUUAUGGAGACCUCUAAGGAAUGGAAAGAAAACAGUAUUGGGUUGUGCUCCACAAAUCUUUCUUAACUGAAGAUAUCCUGAUUAUUCAUAAAGCUGUAUUGUAUUUUUCUCUGCACUGCCUAGCAUUGCACUGCAGACCUCAUGUCUUUGUAACUCGUUGGCUGUCGUGUCCAAUACUCACAGGCAGCUUGAGUAAGAGCCUCUUGGCAGGAUUUAUUUUUAAGAUGUAAGCAAUGAAUUGCCAUAGACACUUUUACUGGAACAUCUUGUGAAGCUACAUGGGUGGAGUGAGGUUGGCGCAUUCCAGACUAUGAUCUAGUGACCUGAACUGAGCAGUCUGAGCCAAAGUCAGUCUGUGAACAGUGCUGAUAUGCUACUGCCAUGUGAUCAUAUAUCUGUUAAUGGUAUUAAUUUAUUUGUAGUCUCACACCUACAGGCUUUAGUCAUUGCGAUGAAGAUGAAUUUCAGUGGUCUUUAGGAAUAUGAUUGUUGGACUAAAAUUAACAUACAAUAUUUCUUUGAUAGAUUUCACUUCUGCAAUUAUACUGUUCUUUAUUUUCUAAAUAAGAUAGGAUGUAAUAAUUGCAAAAGCCAUGUAAAAUACAGGGUGUAACACUAGUUUCUGGUGAUACCACUGAAAGUACAAGUUAUCAUGAAUAGGAAAUGUUCAAUUGACAUGCAUUUUGAGGCUUUGUUUAGCCAUAUGUGUAAUGUUUAUCAGUAAAUCACCUGUACUACUUGUCUCAUUACACAGCAUACUGUAAUGCACAAAAACUUGAAGAAAUGAUAAUGUGUUGACACGGAUUGUUCAGUGGUCAUGUGAGUUAUGCAGUCAUCAUUUCUACAGGUUUUGGGACAUUACAGUAUUCUAUCUCAUGUUACAUCCUGUACAGCAAUUACAGUAUUCAAUCUCGUGUUACAUCCUGUACAGCAAUUAUGAGAUAAAAUCAUUAAGCUGUGGAAGUAUAGUAAUAGCCAUUGUUUGUUCUGUUUGUAUAACUUGGCAAAAGUUCAGGACCAGGUUUGAUUCUCCAGGUGCUUCUUCAGUGGAUUAGUAAGUUCAGUACCAAUGUGCAGGGUGUCAAGCAAGCUAUGCACUUCUCACCAGGCCUGCUCGGUGAGCAUAGUUGUCUACAAGUCCUGGUUCACACAGCACGCUGGCACCAUAAUUUACCGUAUUCCCCUUAAGAAGUAACUGGUCAAACUAGUCUGGAAUACACUCACCUUUUACAUCCAUUUUGUUUCACCUCUACGAAACACUUGACAGUAGACCAAGAAACCAAUACACUCACCUUUUUAUACCCACACUUCCUCUAACUUCCACAAUACACUUAACAUUUAGCAGACCAAGGAACUAAAUUACACAGUACAUUACACACUGCACAAUAUCUUAUGACACUUCAUUGUUUGCUAAUGUGGCUAAAAUGAAAGAGUACAUUCAUUUGAGAUAACCAUUCAGUUCAUGAGCUGCCUUAAGGAAGUAGGUCAGUUUGAGAAAUACUGAUGAGUUGGCAGGGUCCACUACAAGUUGAGCAUUGGUCAUGGGAGUUCAGAGAGGAAGGGAAUUGUGAUCUACUGUAGAAACAGUCUGGGCAUCCCUGAAAGACAAAUAGGAUUUGUCUUUACUGAUUUCAUACUUGCAGUAAAGUCUGAUGUCAAGACCACUGGAAGCUUUAAUUAAGACUGUAACAACCUUUUCGAGCACCCAAACAACCUUUUUAGUUUCAGUGUAUCACAAUUACCCUCCUCCCCUGAACCACACACAGUAACAAUAAUGUUUGUUUUGUCCUGGAUACUACAAACUGUUUUUAGCCAUUUCUCUAAUUGUAUGACCUGCUUCCUUGAGGCUCAUGAUCUGUGCAAAUAAUUACAAAUAUUAUUAUUCCAUUUAAGCAACAAUAGUAUCAAACAAUGAAUUAUUCCUAGAUAUUGAUUGUGCAAUGAUAUAUAUAGGUUGUAUAGUGAAAUGUGAGAAGUCCAUUCAGGCCUUGGUGAUUAGUUAGUUGUCUUGGCUUGAUCUAUAAGGCAUCUAGUUUUGAUAUCUGCUCAUGUCCUGCUAAAGGUAUGCUCCCUAGUAAGUACCUCACUAGCAAGAUUUACAGGUAUAUUUCUGUUUCAGUGAAAUUUAGGAAAAUUGAUCUGAAUAUAGAAAAACUAGCAUGAGGUAUUAUUCCAUGGGAAUCUGGUCUCAGGCAGAACACAACAGAUGAGUCUGACACCUCACUGAUCAGGCCAAAAUGAUUACUGAUGUUUGUGUGGAUUUGUCACCUUUCUUUGACUAUACUUUCACUACCUAAGGAUGACCAAGAAAAGUCAUAAUACUCAGACACAACAUUUCUUGGUCAUCCUUAGGUGGUGAAAGUACAGUCAAAGGUGACAAAUCAACACAGACAUCAGUAAUAAUUUUGGCCUGAUCAGUGAAGGUGUCAGACUCAUCUAUUAUGUCCUGCCUGAGACCAGAUUCCCAUGGAAUAAUACCUCAUGCUAAUUCUUUUUUAUAUUCAGAUGAAUUUCCUGAAUUUCAUUGAAACAGAAAUAUACCUGCAAAUCUUGCUAGUGAGGUAUUUACUAGGAUCAUUCCUUAGGCAAGACAUGAACAGAUAUCAAAAUUAGAUGCCUUAUGGAUCAAGCCAAGACAACCAACCACCAAGGCCUGAGUGAAUUUGUUACAUUUCAUUAUCCUUUCACUACUACACUUGAAGCAUCAAUGCCACUGUAGCCAGUUUAUCUCCUCCAUCAUCACUCUGUACAUGUACAUACAUAACUUAACUACCUAGCACUGAUAGUUGCACUUCAUUAUUAUAAAACUAUAUUACAAAUUAAUAAAAAUAUUUACACAUA
Portunus trituberculatus (swimming crab) is the source of this 6246-nucleotide messenger RNA. Its product is annotated as fatty acid hydroxylase domain-containing protein 2-like. The transcript is spliced from 8 exons. Gene Ontology annotation, molecular function: C-4 methylsterol oxidase activity; iron ion binding. The record is from RefSeq and is a predicted model, not a curated record. Lineage: Eukaryota; Metazoa; Arthropoda; Malacostraca; Decapoda; Portunidae. Bases 259 to 1323 code for a protein of 354 amino acids. Gene Ontology annotation, biological process: sterol biosynthetic process.